UUGACUUUCCUAGAAUCUGGAAAUGAGCCAACUGCCUUUGCUAUUGCCAAUAAAGUAGAAAAAUAUAAUGAGGACCUUUUUGUUGAAGAACCAAGUACUGUAGGAGAGGAUUCCGUCGACGAAGCCGCUGUUCGUCGUUUGGCCUUAGCAUUAGAAAAGCGAACACUUGCAAAUCAAGAGGCACGAACUAAGUAUGCGGAUCAGCCAAAAAGAUUUAUGGACUCCGAAAUCGAGUUGCAAGAAACACUUGAAGAGAUGCAAAUUUUGGCUGCGAAUCCCUCUCUAUACCACAUCCUAGCAAGCCAGACGCGGCCAGUAUCACUACUGCUUGGUCUUCUCUCUCACGAGAACACUGAUAUUGCUCUGGCCGUACUCGACCUGCUCUAUGAGCUUUUCGAGCCACGUGGUCUCGCAGAGGCAGGUCGUGAGGCCACAGACCCCUUGAUUGAUGCUAUGGUGCUCCAGGGUCACCUUGGACAGCUAAUGGCUCAUAACCUAUCGCGGAUGGAUGAAACCUCGAAAGACGAGGCCGAGGGUGUACAUAAGACUCUUGGUAUUUAG
Molecule: messenger RNA, 561 nt
Organism: Protopolystoma xenopodis
Lineage: Eukaryota; Metazoa; Platyhelminthes; Monogenea; Polystomatidea; Polystomatidae
Source: the annotation of a GenBank genome assembly